UUUCUUUUUUUUUGUCGGCAACAAUUUCUUUGUCUUCUUUCAUCAAACAAUCAUCUUUACCUUCUAAUCUGAUUCUUAGUCUCAUCGGCGCCGACCAACCUCAUGCUCUCCAUCUCCAACAGAGUUAAAUCAUCCACCGAGUGUUUCAAUUUCCGCAAAGGGAUCCAGCCAGAGUUCGUACUGAAACGGGAAAAACUUAAUAUAUGCGGAUGCUAAUUACUAAUUAGAAUUCCAGAUCUAUUUCGAUCUAGAGCCAACGAAAGCGAACCCAUGUAUCUUUCUCUCUAUCUCUUUCUUGCAUCACGGUGAUCCCUCUAUCCGACGAGAAUUUAUGAAAUCGGAAGCAAACAGAGAAUUGUGGUAUCAUGUCACCGUCCAUCACGUCAUAUUGCCACCGCAAGCAUCAGCAAAGGCAAGUCUCGCCUCUUAUUCCUCACUUCUUUCUCUUUCUGAUUUGUUACCCUGUUAUUAAAAAGAGUCAAAAGUAGCAGCCAUAGGGAAUUAAAUGAAAGAAUGUUGAAGGUUUAUUGUGAGUGUAGAUGGUGUAAUCGAGUUUUAGGUUAGUAAUAUUUAUAGGCAAACAAUUAGGUCGACCAACACAUCUUUACACCUCUAAAAAAUAUCCGAUCAAGCAAAAAAUUAGGGAGAUAAUAACUAUAUUGGUUUUUUAUGGAAUCUUUUAUAUUUUGGUAUUUAAUUUUGUUUCUCUUGAUUGAUUUAGAAGAUAAAUGAUUGGUGAGAAUCAGGAAGUUUGAACACAAAUCUCGGUUAGGAUCAUCGUCGAAGGUAAUAAAAUCUCUGUCUAUUUAAUAUUUAAUAUUUUAAGAUAAAUUAUUAGGACGAAAUAUUUGGGAAUCAAGAGAUUUGAUCAUAAAUCUCGGUCGUGAUCAUCUCCAAGGUUUAAAAAUCUGUCUCUAUUUAAUGUUUAUUAUUUUAAUAUCUUGAAGCCAAAAUUUUAGAUCUCAAGUGGGUUUGGGCUUUAGUAGGAAGGAGCUAUGUCGUCGAACCCAACUUAUCAAUUCAAAAAUUUGAUGGAAUUCCAGAAAGCGAUUAUAAGUCCAAUCAUUCUUUUUAAAGCAAGGUUAACAACUUUCACCAUGAAGAUGACUCUGUUGCCAAUGCUCAUUAGUUGAAGAUUUGCAGAUAUGGAUUCGUUUUCAACAUUGGAUUUUUCACCGGGAACGUCGUCGUUGAAGCGGAACUCUGGUGAUGUUGGAUGGGAAUACGGAACUUUGUAUGACCCGAAGAAUCCAGAUAGAGUGAAAUGCAAGCUGUGUGGGAAAGAAAUGGGAGGAGGUGUAUAUAGGAUUAAGGAGCAUAUCGCUCACCGUAAAGGGAAUGUAUCCUCCUGUCCACGGUCUACGAAAGAAGACCAGUCUAAAUGUAUGAAAGCGAUCUUGGAAGCGAAGAACAAGAAGAGGAGAAUGAAUAGAGAACCGGAUUUGUUCGGUUUUGCUGUUAAUAAUGAGAAGGAUAGAGAUGAUGAUGAAUUGGAUGAGAAUCCUAAUAUAGUUCAAGGUCCGAUGGAUAAGUUCAUGAUGGCUGUUACUCCUGAGGAUUCUUUAGGUGGCGAAACAGGACAAGAAAAAGGUAAUGAUUUGGUUGUGCAUCAGUAUUGUGCUAGAUGGAUAUAUCAGUCUGGUAUUGCUUUUAAUGUCGUUGAGAGCGAUUCGUUUAGGUUGUUUUGUGAAGCUUUAGGAAGGUUUGGACCUGGUUGGGUUCCUCCAAGCCAGUGUGAACUGAGGGAUACAUUGUUGAAAGAGGAAGAAGAAGUUAUUACUGAGAAACUUAAGAGUCUAGAGGUAGAACGGGUAUAUAAUGGUUGUUCUGUACUGAUAGAUGCAUGGAGUAGUGGCACAAAUAAGAACGUUGUGAAUUUUUGUGUCAAUUCAAGAGGAGGGACGUGUUUUGUUUCUUCAAAAGAGGUCUCGAAGGAAUCUCAGACUGGUGCGUUUAUCUUUGAGUAUGUUGAUAAAUGCAUACAAGAUUUUGGUGCUGAGAAAGUUGUUCAGGUGAUAACUGAUUGUGCGGAGAACAACUUGGCAGCAGCAAGGAUGUUGAAAGAGAAGAGACCAGGUAUAUUUUGGUCAGCAUGCGCUGCUGAUACUGUUAAAUUGAUGCUUGAAGACAUUGUUAAGCUGCCAAAGGUUUCAAAGUACAUUGAUAAAGCUAAAGCUGUGACCACGUUCAUAUAUGGUCAUGAGAAAACCUUAGCUAUGAUGAGAUCUCAUAUAAAGGAAAAGGAUAUUGUAAGGCGUGGAGUCACGAAAUUUGCUACGACCUUCUUGACUUUGCAAAGCUUGUUGGAGAAUAAAGAACAGGUUAAAUUUAUGUUUGUUAGUGAUGAAUGGGACAGAUGCAACGAAUCCAAAUAUGUAAAGGGUAGAAGUUCUUACUACACCUGUUUAAGUCCUGCAUUUUGGAAUGGGGUCGAACGAGUUGUGAAGGUUUUGGAGCCUUUGGUUAAAGUUCUUAGAAUGGUCGAUGGAGAGAAAAAACCUUCAAUGGGGUUUGUUUAUGGAGAAUUAGUAGAAGCCAAAAGAUCUAUCAAAGCUGCUACUGGUAAUUUGGAAAGGUAUUACCAACCUAUCACUGAGAUCAUUGAUGAGAAAAUCAAAGGUAGGUUGGAUACUCCAUUACAUUUGACUGCCUACUUGUUGAACCCGGUUUACUUCUAUAACGAACCAACCGUUCAGCUGGAUGCGACACUCAUGACUGGCUUUCUCAAAUGUGUUGGGACUUUUUACCACGGUGAGUUCGAGAAACAAGGUAACGCUGUCAAUGAGUUUAAAAAGUAUGAGGAUAAACUUGGAUUUUUUGGAAAGCCUCUUGCUAUAAGAGGAUUUGAACAGAAUAACGAUGAGUUUCAACCAGGGUAUUGGUGGUCAACAUACGGAACAAGUGUGCCUAAUUUGUUUAAACUAGCAAUGAGGAUUCUCACUUUGACUUCUAGUUCAUCUGGUUGUCAACGAAACUGGAGUACUUUCGAAGAGAUUCACAAAAGUGAGAGGAAUAGACUAGACGUUGAUCAAAUGAAUAGUCUAGUCUAUGUGCAAUUCAAUUCAAAGUUGAUCAACAAGCGAAAGAGUAUCAAAGAGGAAAAUGCUGAUGUGAUCGUUGAUGGUGAUGACGAAGAUGUAGAGGAGUGGUUUGUGGAGCUGGAUCGAGAAGGAGAAGAACAUGAAUUUAUUGAAGAUGGUGUACCUGCCAUGGACCAUGGAUGUUUUUUUGUAUAUCGAAAACAAGAUUGGACGAACAAGUUGAUGAAGCAAGCAAAAAAAUCAAAUCGUGGUUGUUUGGAAAGCAAGAUCAAGCAAUCAUAGACUUUGUCUAUGGAUUCUCCAUCUUUACAAAACAUAGAUUGUAUUAUUUUCUAUAUUUUGUUUUGUAGUUUAGU
This is a messenger RNA of Camelina sativa (false flax), 3397 nucleotides long. The record is from RefSeq and is a predicted model, not a curated record. NCBI's taxonomy places the organism in Eukaryota, Viridiplantae, Streptophyta, Magnoliopsida, Brassicales, Brassicaceae.